AUGGCUAUUAGUCACAGCACUUUGGCAUUUACCUUUGGGAUGCUAGGCAAUGUCAUUUCGUUCUUGGUAUUCCUGGCUCCGGUGCCAACAUUUUACCGGAUUUACAAGAAGAAAUCGACGGAGGGUUUUCAGUCACUGCCUUACCUGGUCGCGUUGUUCAGCUGCAUGCUUUGGUUGUACUAUGCGUUAAUCAAAAGAGACGCUUUUCUCUUGAUUACCAUCAACUCAUUUGGAUGUGUGGUAGAGAUCAUUUACAUCAUCUUGUACAUCAUCUAUGCGCCCAGGGAUGCUAGGAACUUAACUAUUAAGCUAUUUUUGGCAAUGAACAUGGGCUCCUUUGCUUUGAUCCUCUCAGUCACACACUUGGCCGUGCAUGGCCCACUUCGUGUCCAAGUCCUUGGAUGGAUUUGUGUUUCCGUUUCGGUCAGCGUCUUUGCAGCCCCACUAAGCAUUGUGGCACAAGUUGUUCGGACAAAGAGCGUAGAGUUUAUGCCCUUCAAUUUAUCAUUUACACUUACAUUGAGUGCCAUUAUGUGGUUUGGUUAUGGUCUCUUUCUCAAGGACAUCUGUAUUGCUCUCCCAAAUGUGCUGGGUUUUGCACUGGGAUUACUUCAGAUGCUGCUCUAUUCCAUUUACAGGAAUGGCAAUAAAAAGGUUAUUACAAAGGAAAAGAAGGCAUCACUAGAGCCACUCAAAAACAUUGUCAUAGUGAACCCAUUGGGAACUGGUGAAGUGUUUCCAGUGGAGGAAGAUGAAGAAGGAAAGAAGAGCGAAGAAGAGACAGAGGAGAAGAAGAAAAUCGUGGAAGCUGCCGACAGUGCUGUCUAA
Gastrolobium bilobum is the source of this 828-nucleotide messenger RNA. Its product is annotated as bidirectional sugar transporter N3-like. Gene Ontology annotation, cellular component: membrane. NCBI's taxonomy places the organism in Eukaryota, Viridiplantae, Streptophyta, Magnoliopsida, Fabales, Fabaceae. The transcript is spliced from 6 exons. The record is from RefSeq and is a predicted model, not a curated record. Gene Ontology annotation, biological process: carbohydrate transport. The coding region runs from base 1 to 828 and encodes 275 amino acids. Gene Ontology annotation, molecular function: sugar transmembrane transporter activity.